UGCAGAUUAUUAUAAUUGAGAAAUUAGAUUUUUGUUGGUCUAGGAGAAAAUAAAAGACAUCGUAUGUGAUUACACAAUGGAGAUGCUUGGGUCAACUCUCACUGCCACUUACACCCGGCCGAAGUCGGUCGGAAACCACUUUCUUCCGUCUAUAAGCACAAUGACGGCAAGUUACAAGAGCCAUGCCCCACCCCAUGUGCUCAGUCAUUCUUUAAGCUUGCCUUGGAGACCAAGUACAUACUAUAAGGUCGCCCAAGUCAACCCCACCCUCAAUCCAAUGAAUCGUACAUUCCCGUCCACGCUUGAUAAAAUUCCACCGCUGUCAGCCAGUAAUCGCACAGCCCUUUUCACUCGUUACACACCUGAUGACUGGUUCAAGUCCAAUAUCACCAACUACAAAACAUCAGAAUCAUGGCGAAACAGCGCUGAGCGAUUGAGAGCAGACACAGCACGAAUGGUUCAAGAUAAAGAACAGCUGACCUUUCGCACUCAACAAGAAAGCAGCAAAAACUUGGGAGAACGAGUAAGCGACAUAACUUUCUGGAAAUCGGAGCUGCAACACGAAAUAGAAAAUCAAAUUGCGGAAACAAAUGCCUUGACAGAGGUGAAAAAGCGUCUUGAACGGGGCCUUGCUGAAACUGAAGGUCCACUUCAAGUUGCUCAGGAAUGCCUCUACCACCGUGAACGCCGACAGGGUAUCGACUUGGUGCACGAUGACGUCGAAAGAAAUCUGCUUCGGGAAGUUGACGUUAUCAAAUCAUGCCAAGAACGCAUGCGCAGACACAUCGAUAGAGCAAUCGUCCAGUUAUCGAACAAUCGUGCUGCACAACAUGAACUAGAGAGAGACCACAGCGAUAAAUUCUCUGCACUUCGUAUUGAUGGCAGAUGCCAUUAUUACAGAAAUACAUCGGAUGGAAUCGCAUUCCAUCGAGGAGUGGAAAAAGUUGAUGCAACAGUAUCAGUCCCAGAAACCUGGGCCAAAUUUAGCGACGACAACGUUCUGAGAUCGCAAAGUGAAAGAGCUGCUUCUGCUAAAUUACGUGAUGAUAUUGAAAAUCUGCUAAAUGCUACAAGUAACGAAAUGUGGACGCAAUUCAACAACGUUAAUGUUUCGUUCACUAACCGUGUAGCUGAAACCGCAGACGCGAAGAACAAAUUGCAGAUGCAUCUUGCAAAGACUCUCCAAGAAAUGUUCUCUACUGAACAAACUAUCGCACAUUUGAGGAGAGCGAUACAAGAAAAAGAUUCUCCAAUGCGUGUUGCACAAACAAGACUCGAUGAAAGAACAAGACGACCAAAUGUAGAACUUUGUCGCGAUCCGUCUCAAAUGAGACUCGUUUCUGAAGUACACACCAUCGAUGAAACAAUUAAUACCUUGAAAAUCCGUCUGAGGGAAGCGGAAGAUACAUUACAAGGAUUGGUCCACACUAAAGCAUCACUAGAGCACGAUCUUGCAGUGAAAGCCAACAGUUUGUUCAUUGAUCAAGAAAAAUGCAUGGGAAUGAGGAAAACCUUUCCAAGUACUCCGCGUUUAGUUGGAUAUUCUUAAAAAUAUCCACUCAGACGCGGAAUUUACUUGCCUUACGACAUGUCGACUGCAAAUGAUUUUUUUGUUACGAUAAGACUUUGCUUCUUUCAUAUAUUUGCUAUGAUGUCUUCACAUUUGUUACAAUUUCUGAAUAAAACGAUUGCUUUAGUUUUCUAAAUCAAACGCUUCUAUUAAAUACGGUUUUUGAUUUUAAGGUUCUAAACAAAAACAAUGCAUUUUAAGUUUAUUUUUCUGAUGGCAAAACGGUGAUAAUUGAAAAUUAUUGGAUAGAUUAAUUGUUUCUGUGUUAUGUAAUAUUAUUGUAUUCAUCCGUCCUGACGUGUGGCUUUGUAGUGUAGACUGUGUUAUUAGAUGGUAUUGUAAUUUCAUCCUAUAAUUCAAAAGUCAAUUCAAUGUCCGAGAAUUAAUAUUAUACGACGUCUUUAUAUCUACAAUAAUAUUUGGUGCAUAAUUUCCUGUUAUGUUAUAAGUGAUAAUAAACGGAAUCAACAACUAAACAAAGUUUUACUACGUCACUAUAAAUAUGACAUCAUCACGAGUUUAGAUUAUCUUCAACAAUUGCACAAUUAUUCAAUUAAAAUAAUGAAAAGUAAUGUAUAUUGGGUUUUCACUGCCCCAGAAAACGAAAUUUAAAUUUUUAUAAUAAAAGCCAUAUAUUGUAAUUAUUUAACUAUAUAAUGAAACAUGUUAUUUCAUUUAAUAAUAUUUAUAAUGAGCCAUAUAAGACAGUAUUAUUUAUGGUAAAAUGCUUUGGGCUAAUUAAAGCACUCGCAAAUUAUCUAGACUUUACUUUCUAGGUUAAGACACUCACGGAUUCCAUUUUUAAAAUAAUUGAUUACUGAUUUUCUUUUGCUUCUUGUUGUAUAAAACAAUAUUAUUUUACCCUCACAUUCAUUGGUCUCGCUUCACUCAAAUUCUCUAGAUUUACAGAUUCUUGUCGCUGGUAGUUAACUCGACAAUUAGUGUUUUUGUGUAUAUUUUUCUAUUAAUUACUUUUUUUGCAUCUGAAUAAGUCAUUUAUUCACUGACAUUACUUAGACAAAACUUUAUUUUUCGGAAAAGAUAUGAUGUUCUAUAAAUGGUUUAUUUUGUUUCAUUUUUGUGUGAUGUAGCAUCUGAAAUUGUUUGAUUUAAAGUUUGUUUUUUUGGUUGCAUUAGUUUUAUUAUCAGUCAAAAAUUCUGUCAAGUGAGGACCACGAUAUAAGCAUUUCUAUUUGAUCUAUCUAUAUAUGGUCCAUCCUUGAAGAAGAAUGAACGUUGACUGGUUACUUUAUUUUAGUCACAGAUGACGCCGUAAGAGAUUAUAUUAGUAGUUCGCUGUGUGCCAUAUCCCUGGAAUAAUAACUAUUAUGCCCCCGCCAUACAUAAAUCAAUCAAUUUGUGUUGUUUAUAAUCACACAACCUAUUCGGUCAGAUGCGCCCCGUAUUUUUUCAUUUACUAAUUUCGCUCAAUUACCUCAAAAUUGAGGUUGAAAAAACAAAUUAUUCAACACUAAUUCGAAAAACCCUGAAUAUCUACGAAGAUUUUCCCCAAAUUUAAGUUUUGUUCACAUAGGCCAACUCCUAUGUUGCAUUUAAGUUGUUAUUUACUGAACGUUCUUGCUUCUUAUUUUUUUGUAGAUGUGCUCAAUGUAAAUAUUGCUUUAUUAACCCAUGCAUAGAAAUUCAAUAAUCGAUCAAGGAUGGCCAAGCACAAUUGUACAAAUCUCACAAAAUUGAAAUGAAUUUAGACAAUUAUAUCAAAUUGAAGCUUGGCCGUAUUUGAUUUGUCAUGGAAUUUUUAGGAAAUUUUUUGAAUAUAUUUUUCUUGUUUCUUUAGAAACUACAUACGCAUCACAUUGCACUUAUUUUUGUAGUUUCGGUCAAAAAUUGAACAUUGUUGACACAGUAACGGCGUUUCCAGUCAAUACUUGUCCCAAUUGAUCAAAUUAUGAUCGUUUUGUUUUAUUUCCAGUGUUAAAUUUAUCUCGUUUUGCGAGAAACUUGCCAUGGUAACAAUGUGUGAAACAAAUGCAAGUACACCAAGUAAUACGUGUUUCAAGUUUAAUUAAAGAUAAAUUUUCUGCUGUGUUGUUUUUAUUGUUUAUUGUGAAUAUUAGUAUGCCAUAUUUAGAAAAUAAUAUUUCUGGGAUAAGAAAUCCCAUAUGGUAUAUCCUCAGUCCAUUGCACGAUGUAGAACUGCCCGAAGUUUGACAAAAUGAAACAUUUUGUCUGCAUUUUUCUGAUUGUGUUAUUUUAGGAAAAACCCCACAUAUUUGCUUGCUCAUGAAGCACGUCCAGUAAUG
This is a messenger RNA of Styela clava, 3834 nucleotides long. RefSeq names its product tektin-3-like. Gene Ontology annotation, cellular component: nucleus; microtubule cytoskeleton. The record is from RefSeq and is a predicted model, not a curated record. Gene Ontology annotation, biological process: cilium movement involved in cell motility; cilium assembly. NCBI's taxonomy places the organism in Eukaryota, Metazoa, Chordata, Ascidiacea, Stolidobranchia, Styelidae.